Messenger RNA from Podospora pseudopauciseta, 717 nucleotides. RefSeq names its product DNA topoisomerase. The record is from RefSeq and is a predicted model, not a curated record. Lineage: Eukaryota; Fungi; Ascomycota; Sordariomycetes; Sordariales; Podosporaceae. The transcript has 2 exons. The coding region runs from base 1 to 228 and encodes 75 amino acids.
AUGGGUUUCGACAGGAUGAGCUUCGAGAUCAGUCUUGGGAAGCCGUUUCUACGAAAGGAGACGGAGCUCAUGAUGAAAGCCAUCUGCGAGGGCAGGUCGACCAAGCAAGAGUUUCUGCAGAGCAACAUACACCAGUACAGGACGGUAUACCAUCAGUCCUCGGCGGAGCUCAACACACUCAAAGCAGCUUGCAGACAAUACGUCUUCAACAACGGUAACGGGCAAUGAACGAUCAACAUAUCCCCUCCCGAGUAUAUCAGAGGCUGGUCACACAGAACAGCACUGCACGAAUUCCCUCACCUAUACACCCUCACGUAUAGUAAGUACAACAACCCUCUCAAACCACUCACAACACGCCCCCAACCUGAAACAAAUGUCCCCGCCCUCUCUAACCAACGAGAACAAAAGCACCAGCAGCAGUGCAUCCUAUCAACAACACCACAUUUUGCCUGCCGUGAAAUGGCGGGUGGGAUUUACCUGCAUGUCGCUGGUGCGCGGGUGUGGACCAUCACGAGCUCCCCCCUUCCCCUUCCCCUCCCCCAUCAAUUCCUCGGCCGCGGCGGAAUUGGGGGUGCUAUUUCCCCCCUCCUUCCGAUAACCGGAUGUCCGGGGGUUGGUAAAAAGAUCAUGGCUUUUUUUCUUUGACACUCCCGUUCCGUUUUCCGGGCUCCGGUUCGUUGCAGUAAAAGCAAGCAGCCAGAGAAGUGUGUGUUUGUG